AAGUGGCGAAACCGCAAUCUAAUUAUCCCCAAAACCGAAAAUGGUGACCCUGGUGAGGUGCUGCAAACCCUUCCUCCCGCCAUAUCUAUCCCCUCUUUCUCUCUCCAAAACCCCAUUUCAGUUUCGUUCUCAAUUCACCAAUCAAUCCAGAAAUCAUGCAAUUAACAAAAGGAUUCGUUUCUUUUGUUCCACGGCCUCGAUUAAUGGCAAAAAUACCAAUAACAAUAUGGUCAAUGGCUCCAACAAAGAUAAAUUAGAGGGUGAAAUCAAGAAAGAAAUGUGGCUUUAUAAUACAAUGAGCAGGCAGAAGGAGUUGUUUAAGCCAAAAGUUGAUGGCAAUGUGGGAAUGUAUGUCUGUGGGGUCACUGCUUAUGAUUAUAGUCAUAUUGGUCAUGCCCGAGCUUAUGUUACCUUUGAUAUUCUCUACAGGCACCUCAAGUAUAUGGGUUAUGAAGUCUGUUAUGUUCGGAACUUCACUGAUGUUGAUGACAAGAUAAUUGCCAGAGCCAACGAACUGGGGGAGAAUCCAAUAUCUCUUAGCAGACGUUUUUGUGACGAAUUUCUACAAGACAUGUAUUAUCUUCAUUGUUUGCCUCCUUCGGUAGAACCUCGUGUCUCAGAUCACAUACCACAAAUUAUAGACAUGAUCAAGCAGAUUGUUGAUAAUGGCUAUGCCUACAGUGUGGAUGGGGAUGUCUACUUUUCUGUGACAAAGAUCCCUGAUUAUGGGCGAUUGUCAGGACGGAGAUUGGAGGACAAUCGAGCUGGUGAGCGAGUAGCUGUUGACUCGAGAAAGAAAAAUCCAGCUGAUUUUGCAUUAUGGAAAUCUGCCAAAGAAGGAGAGCCCUUUUGGGAGAGUCCAUGGGGUCCUGGAAGACCUGGUUGGCAUAUCGAAUGCAGUGCUAUGAGUGCUGUGUAUUUGGGCUACUCUUUUGACAUACAUGGUGGUGGGAUGGACCUUAUGUUUCCUCACCAUGAAAAUGAAAUCGUUCAGAGCUGUGCUGCAUGUUGUGAAAGUAAUAUAAGCUAUUGGGUGCACAAUGGAUUUGUCACUAUUAAUUCGGAAAAAAUGUCCAAAUCUCUUGGUAACUUCUUCACAAUCCGGCAGGUUAUAGAGCUUUAUCACCCGCUUGCCUUGAGACUCUUCCUCAUGGGAACCCACUAUCGUUCUCCAAUAAAUUACUCUGAUGCAUUACUGGAGUUUGCAUCAGAACGUAUUUUCUACAUAUACCAGACAUUAUUUGAUAGUCAACUUUUUCUGAAAGAGCAUGAAAAGGCUAGUUUGAAGGACUCAAUUCCGCAGGAUAUUGCAAGUUGCAUCAAAGAUUUCCAAAAUACUUUUGUCAUUUCAAUGUCAGAUGAUCUUCACACUCCAGUUGUUCUUGCUGGACUUUCUGACCCAUUGAAGACCAUCAAUGAUCUUCUUCAUACUCGCAAGGGAAAGAAGCGUGAGCUGCGAAUUGAAUCACUUGCAGCCUUAGAGAAGGCAGUCAGAAAUGUGCUGGUUGCUCUUGGGUUGAUGCCAACAAGUUACUCAGAGGCUCUACAUCAGCUCAAAGAGAAAGCUUUAAAACGUGCCAAAAUGUCAGAAGCUGAAGUUAAGCAAAAGAUUGAAGAGAGAGAUACAUCAAGGAAGAACAAAGAGUAUGAGAAGUCAGAUGCAGUAAGAAAAGAAUUGGCUGCAGUGGGAAUUACUCUGAUGGACAGCCCAGAAGGAACGACUUGGAGACCUGUGGUUCCUACCGCACUACAGCAAGAGCCAACAGUAACUAACUGAGUCAAUAAAGUGAUUUUUUUCGUACCAGAUCAGAGCUUGAAAUUCAAGCAACAUAUGUUUACCUAAGGAGACGUCAUUUAGAAUUUCGGAAAUUUUGCUUUUAGAUGAUUUUAAGCCUUCCUAUGAAGAAACUUUAGGAUGAGCAUAGGAUUUGUGGAUUAAAAUUUUAGUACUCUUACGGGGAACAUUUUCUCCGUAUUAAUGGUUUUUGAGUACCCUUGUUGUGUUUAUUUGAGUAUGAAUGAAGCACCAUUGUGUUUCCAGUUCCAUUUGA
This is a messenger RNA of Spinacia oleracea (spinach), 2051 nucleotides long. RefSeq names its product cysteine--tRNA ligase, chloroplastic/mitochondrial. NCBI's taxonomy places the organism in Eukaryota, Viridiplantae, Streptophyta, Magnoliopsida, Caryophyllales, Amaranthaceae. The record is from RefSeq and is a predicted model, not a curated record. Gene Ontology annotation, cellular component: cytoplasm. The transcript has 9 exons. Gene Ontology annotation, biological process: cysteinyl-tRNA aminoacylation. Gene Ontology annotation, molecular function: cysteine-tRNA ligase activity; ATP binding. The coding region runs from base 41 to 1777 and encodes 578 amino acids.